This is a messenger RNA of Aspergillus melleus, 186 nucleotides long. RefSeq lists its product as uncharacterized. The transcript has a single exon. The record is from RefSeq and is a predicted model, not a curated record. Bases 1 to 186 code for a protein of 61 amino acids. Lineage: Eukaryota; Fungi; Ascomycota; Eurotiomycetes; Eurotiales; Aspergillaceae.
AUGUCGAAGGAAGAACACUCGCGGCACGAGAUUGUCAGCGUGGAUGCCACGCAUCACCAGGCCAUCGUCGCCGAAGGAACGGGCAAAACGGCCGCCAAUGAAGGGGCCAAACAGAAGGAGGUGUACAACGUGAGUCGAGAAGGAUGGAUCGACAGCCCAGACAUCGGACCUCCACUGAUCGCCUAA